Messenger RNA from Mercurialis annua (annual mercury), 537 nucleotides. RefSeq names its product light-harvesting complex-like protein OHP1, chloroplastic. The record is from RefSeq and is a predicted model, not a curated record. Lineage: Eukaryota; Viridiplantae; Streptophyta; Magnoliopsida; Malpighiales; Euphorbiaceae. Bases 90 to 440 code for a protein of 116 amino acids. The transcript has 3 exons.
AACAGCAGGAUGCGUAGGAUAAUCUAAACAAAGAAAUAGAAGCAAGUGUGAGGUAGAAGAGAAUUGUGAGAGCUCAAGUUACUCUAAAAAUGGCGACUAUGCCUUCCAUUUCUUCAUCUUUACUUCCUACCAAACCUCUAACAUUUAACCCUCAAAACCGCCAAGUUUCGCUCUACAAGAAUUCUGCUCAACGUACCAGAAUAAUCCCCACCAAGCCAUUUGUUCGAGCUGCCAAGCUUCCUCCUGGGGUGGAACUGCCAAAAGUGCAGCCCAAAUUUGAAGCACCAUUUCUUGGAUUUACAAAGACUGCUGAAGUAUGGAAUUCCAGGGCUUGUAUGAUUGGCCUCAUCGGGACUUUCAUUGUAGAGCUGAUAUUGAACAAAGGGAUACUGCAAUUGAUUGGAGUGGAAAUAGGGAAAGGCCUUGAUCUUCCUCUCUGAAACAUUAACCCUGCUUAUGUAUAUCUCUUUGUUUAUUUGUGACAGCAACACUUUUACUUCAUUCAAAUUCAAAUAUUUCUGAAAUUUUUGUUUAAAA